AUGGAUGAUGUCGCCGACCUCGUUAUCUCGCCUUUUCGAGAUAUCGUCGACAAAGGCCGAAAGGCUGUAGAGAAUGCCGGCGAUGAUAAAACAAUGCUUAAGGCGUCCCAGAGCCUUACCAAAGAAGGCGAACGUGCGCUCAAAAAGAUCGAACCGCUGUGUCGAAAACACCUCGACGAAUACGGCUCCAACUUUCUAGAUGCUCUUAAGGAAAAUGAUGAAAUCGCCGCUUUCCGAACAGAAUUGAACGAAUUGCUAUGGGAGUUCGAAGACUAUAUAGAGUUGGACGACUUUGAGGCCGACAAGUUUGCUGAGUUGCAAGCUCUGUCGCGCAAAGCCGCCCCGAAGAUUUACGACAUCCUUAUGCGCCUCAAGCUCGAGGUACCGAUUGAUCAUGAUAAUCGCUCCAUCAUGACUCGAAUGUCGGGGUCACAAUCACGACCCAUCUCACCAGAUGCUCCCCCAAUGCCACCGAUAUAUCCAUUCUCCGAAUUGAUAAAAGAUACUCCACGAAGUGCCUCUUCACUCGCUUCCGAAAGCCGCUCCAGCAAUGAUCCUGUAACAGUCGAAGCAGCCACUGCUGAGCUGCGGCGCAUGAUGCAGUCUCGAUCAGGGCCGGACGAAGGUCUAUAUGCCGAGUCUCCACGGUCCAGUCACACGCCACAGGCUGUACUGACACCAGUCGAGCCACCUCCAAGACCGCCGUCUGGCAACCCAUGGGAUUUCAAUGUAAAGGCCUCGCCAUCUUCUCGCGACAACCACUUCUCAGAUGACUUUUCUUUUGAGAGGAGAAAACCUGUGGCCCCGAUUGAAUCACCCGUUGAGCCAAUAUCACCGCCUCUCAGCCCGGAUUUAAGCAGAGAGCUUCAUCCCCGCCCACUCAAGCCAGGAGGUGACCGCACAUCCCAGUAUAGUAAUGACUCCCAAGUCAGCUCAGUGGGGAUGGAACCCACGACAUAUGAACGUACAUACAGUGUCUUUCCAUCACCACGGGGUCGUUAUUCGAACCAUAACUCCAUAUUGUCUACCUCGAUACCUGAGGAUGUUGUUUCAGACAGGCCCAACACAGGCUAUAUGUCACAGCUCUCUCCUACCCCGAGGACGAUUCCUCCUCGAACACAUUCGCUUCCUCAUUCUCGUCCCGAAUCGGUCGAAACCAAUCCUGGCUCUGUUUUUGAUGCAGGACGACCUGACGGAGCGACAACUCCUCUCACAGAUAACCGCGACUCUUCCCUUUCAGGUUUUGACGGCAGUCCCACACUCGGCACCGCAGAAAUGAGCCCCCUCCAGGUCAAGCAUCUACCGGUGAAUAACUAUCAGGGCAUGCUCGAGCCAGUGCAGCCGAUCAUGGUCCCUGAGGUAGAUAAUCUUCCCAUCCCUGUUGAGAGCGAGAUCCAGGUUCCGGAACAUCCACCAAACCCUUUUGCCGUCGACUGCAAACUCAACCCCCAGAGCUCUUUUUAUGUGCACAAAGGUUUCUGUGAUGGUGCAAAGGAGAUUCUCAACGGAGGGGCCGGAGUCAAAAAGACAGUAAAAGCGGGUUUCGCUACCGUUGCAACAAUCGCAAAAUGCGUCAAGUGUCAUUUCGAACUAGACUUUAAUGAGAUUGACUUGGAUGUCAAUAAAGCAGAUCGAGGUAACUUUAUCAAGAAUGGCAUUGGAUACAGGUUGCGCUUCCUCCAAAAAUCUCAUUUGCCGACGAGACGUUCAGACGAUGUCAUGUAUGGUUGUAUCUUUUGUAUCUUUCAAGGAAAGACCCUUCACGCAAGCGACGCAACCGUCUUUAUCAGUCAAAAGGCCCUCUUUGCACACUUGGCUCGCCAUCCUCGUCCUUUACCAGCCGUCCCUGGAUUUACGGUGAUUGAACAGGAGGAGGUCCCUGCUGUGCACAGGAAUGAUUAUGACCUUCACUUCAAAUCACCUGUCGAAACACACCCCGUUUUGGAGAAGACAGAUGAGAUAUGCUAUCUCCCAACUGCAACCAGCAAAGAAGCGGCACGUCGUAUGUACGGGCAACGAUUACUGUAUGAUAGGACUCCCGCCCUUGAAUUGGUCUUGAAUGCGAAAAUUGUCGGCCUUUCCUGGCCCGCAAAGUAUAUGGGCGAAUGGGCUAUGGGAUACCACGAUGGCAUCCUAGCCAGUGUACCGACUGAGAUUCUAAAGCUGGAUCCACCGCCAUCCAGUGAAGUCAAGAUAGACGGAUUAAGUCCAGUUCAGGCAACCGCAAGGUGGAAGUUCAACCACAAGGACAAAGUCAAGGGCGAUUGGCUCAAGUUCGAGAAAGACGAAAUCAUUACCAACAUCAGCUGGCCUUAUCAGGAGUAUUGGUGCUGGUCAGGGACGAACGCCAAGGGCAAGACAGGAAUCUUUCCUCAAGCGUUCAUUGACGUUAGCACACUGCGAGAUUUUGGUAAAACUGGUUCUGACAGGGCGAGUAUCGUGAGUAACGAGAGAAACAAGUCCUUGUCUGUCCUGUCUCGGUUCUCUUCUCGCAAAACGAGCCGGGCUGGACGACCAGGAAGUAUCGCGGGCUCUAUCAGCAGCAACGAGAUACCUGCGCUUCCAACGCCGAUCUCAAGUGGCACACUUGGUCGUGAGUGA
This is a messenger RNA of Fusarium sp. VM40, 2601 nucleotides long. The record is from the annotation of a GenBank genome assembly. Lineage: Eukaryota; Fungi; Ascomycota; Sordariomycetes; Hypocreales; Nectriaceae.